AUGGAUGAUUCAUCAGUACCAGUAUCUGAUAGACAGGCCGAUGCCAAGGAGAUUGCUGCCAAGAAGAUGUACCGGAGAGCAGUUAACUACUGUAAACGAUACAUCGGACGGGAAAGCGACUCCAUCACGGGGAAGGAGUUCCUGUUAAUCAAGAGGAUCCUCAAACUCAUCCUUAAGUUCUCCAGGAACUAUCCUGAUAAUAUUGAGAGGGACUUCUUGAUUGACAGGAUCCCCCGACCCAGUACUAGGACCACAACGGUAGUCCCUUCAAAGAAAGAGAAACCUGCUGAUGGCCCUGGUACAUCUAGGAAGCUAAUACCUGAGACUUCUAAGCCAUCAGCACCCCCCAAGGGUAAACUGAGUACUGAGACGUCCCAGACAUCAGCAUCCACAAAGACGGAAGGUAGGGGACUGUCGAAGUCGGCCCGAAGGAUAGCCCGUAAAAAGGCCUCAAAGAAGACCGAUAAGACACAACAACCCCCUGUAUAUCCACCUUCUGCCGAAUUGCCAAAGCCGAGAGCCAAGGCGGUGACAAUUGGGCAGUUGUUAGUGGAUGAGCAGAAAGUAGUGAGCGCGAUGGAGGUGCCUGUGUCUUCUGGGCAUACCUCUGCAGCGGUUGCAAACCCGGGUGCCAAAUCUCGGCCACAGCCUACGGCUCUCAAGAUAAUGAGGUCCUCGGAGGAGCAACAACCUGCUGCAAAGAGACCCACACAGUCGUCGGUCGUAAAAAGCUCUGCUUCGUUUGCGUCGGUGGUAGCGUCGAAGGAGAAACCUGCUAAGAGCAGGUGA
Molecule: messenger RNA, 789 nt
Organism: Musca vetustissima
Lineage: Eukaryota; Metazoa; Arthropoda; Insecta; Diptera; Muscidae
Exons: 1
Coding region: 1-789 (262 amino acids)
Source: RefSeq, a predicted model, not a curated record